CUUCGUCACUGCUAAAGACAGUCUCCUGGAAGCUGGGUGAUGAUGGCGCUGACCGGGCUGCUGUUGGUGGAGCUGGGUCUUUACGCCAGCUGCUUCGUCUGCGGGAUUGUGGCUGCCGCGUCCGUCACCAUUGUCCAGGGUCAUUUUGGAGGUCAGUGUAUUCUGUAUGGACUCGUCAACUACAAUUCCACUGCAGGCCUCAUCGAGGUGCAGUCGUCCAGCUCCCUGUCAGUCUGCUACUUUGUGUCGGCCGUAUCUGUCAUGGUGGCCGUGGUAUGUUUCUCUCUGUCACUGUACUGGGUCUACACACUCUGCAUCGACGGCGAAGUCAGAAGAGAGCGAGUGUGGAUGAACAUCAUUAUGGUCUUGUGCGGAAUCUUUCUGUUCUUCCUGCUCAUUGCAGGCUGCAUGCUGAAAAUCGGACGUGACUCGCUCUGUAACUCGAUCGUCAGUACUGUUCCCAACAUUACUAGAUGUGAGGAGGCCCAGACAAGGAAUUGGGUCAGUCCACUAAACGGAGAACGGUUCUACAACAGUCUGUUCAAAGCUGAGACGGCGGUGUGGGUCAACUUCUUCUUCUGGCUCAUCAUUGCCGGCUUGCUCAUCGCUCAGAGGAGGCAGACGUCAAUGUUGAAAGCCUUUACAGGAGGCUACAAUGGGCCGGCCGGUGGUCUUUUCGGUGACCCGGGGGUGACUGCUGCAGAGACUGAGCCUUUUUUCAACCGUCCUGCUAGGCCCCAGUGAGGACACGCGUGAUAGGAGGAGUUAGGAAAUAAAACGAACACAAAGUCAGGAUAGAGAGUAGAAAUGGGUAAAUACACUUCGCAUAUGCUCGUUUGUUUUUGUUUUUUUUCAUGUAUGCUCAUGCUAACAAAAGCUUCAAUGUUGCUGUUUUGCAAGUUUAUGUUUAUACUGCCAUCACCUGGAAUUAGGUCAGGAAUUAGGAGUGGAAGAGCAGGAUCUUCAGUUUUAUGUGCUGUCAUUCACAGUGUUUUUCUAUUAUUAUUUUGCACUGAAAUGAAUCAUACGUUUUGAAAGACGUGAACAUAGAGAUUCAACGAUCUUCUAGUUUUUAUGUUGUAUUCAUAAGCAACACAAGCGACCCCUAGUGGUUGCUUGUUUUAUGCCUGUCACCUGACCGGCCCAACAAUAUGUUCAGAAGAAAGGUUUGUUUCCGUGAUUUAGAAACGUCAAAAAUAAAUGUAGUGUUUUUCGACGAGGAUGGGAUUCGAACCCACGCGUGCAGAGCACAAUGGAUUAGCAGUCCAUCGCCUUAACCACUCGGCCACCUCGUCUUGUGAAACAUGUUGCUUUUGCUGUUGAAUUUUAUCUCGCAGAGAGCAAGUACAAAAAUCUCCACUUAAAAUUUCCUAUUUAUUGCAGUUCCCUUGGUAAAUUGUUGGAAUUUUCACCAAAACAUACAGCUAUGGGCCUGUAUUUACAUAACUUACUUUAGACGUUCAUUUUCCCAUUUACCAGUGAAUUUUUAUACCUCUAUUGUGAAAAGCAUGUGUGAUCCUGCACGGGUUGUUCUACUAUAUGACAUAUAGCUUCAUUAAUGUGGACAGGUUUUAUUUAUUUGAUUUUUGAAAAGUCUGAUUCAAGUGGAAAAUCUCUCUUGAUAACAGUUUGUUAGAGUGAUUUGCUCUGUACAAUGGUUUUCAAUGGAACGCACGAUCGGAUGUUAAACGAGUCGCAUUGCGUCGUUAUGCUUUUCAAAAUAUUAAACAGAACAAUUUAAACAUA
This is a messenger RNA of Cynoglossus semilaevis (tongue sole), 1746 nucleotides long. RefSeq names its product transmembrane protein 179Ba (gene tmem179ba). The transcript is spliced from 5 exons. NCBI's taxonomy places the organism in Eukaryota, Metazoa, Chordata, Actinopteri, Pleuronectiformes, Cynoglossidae. Bases 40 to 744 code for a protein of 234 amino acids. The record is from RefSeq and is a predicted model, not a curated record.